This is a messenger RNA of Lolium perenne, 910 nucleotides long. RefSeq lists its product as uncharacterized. Gene Ontology annotation, molecular function: protein binding. NCBI's taxonomy places the organism in Eukaryota, Viridiplantae, Streptophyta, Magnoliopsida, Poales, Poaceae. The record is from RefSeq and is a predicted model, not a curated record.
CUCAAUUCUCCUACACCUCCUCCCAUCAACUACACAGGCUCGCACCCUACAGUCCACAUAUAUAUAGGAGUGCUGGUGUCAUCAGCCAAGAUGACCACUGGAUUCUUGAGAGUGAACAAGUUUCAUGAGGAAGUGAGUGCCAAAAAGAUGGAGAUGCAGCCGGAGCUAUCGCUCGGGCCAACGUGGCCGGCGCUGGGCUUUGCCUCCGAGAAGAGCACCAAGAGCUCGUCGUCCGAGUCGGACGGCAGCUCCCGGAAGAAGAGGAAGCACUACACCUGGGAGGAGCCCGUGUCGCACCUGGAGCUCCAUCUCAGUGAUCCACUGCCCCUGGACUGGGACCAGUGCCUUGACCUCCAAUCUGGAAGGAUGUAUUACCUGAACAGGAAGACGUUGAAGAGGAGCUGGAACAGACCCAAGGAGCAGGGCGUGAACCUGGAGCUCAACAUGUCCACCACACCGAUGAACGUCGUCGUUUUGGACGGCAACACCGGCCCCGCUGCUGCCACCCUCUCACAAGCUGGAACAAAGAGAGGCACCGUGGUCAGCUCCGGAGAAAACAUGAUCGCCGUGCCAUGCGCCAACUGCCAUCUCCUAGUCAUGCUCUGCAAGUCCUCCCCUUCCUGCCCCAACUGCAAGUUCGUGCAGUCGUUGGCACCGGUUGCGCCACAGGUGGCUAAUCGCAGGCUCGACGCCACCGUGAAGCCACUGCAAACCCUGAGCCUUCUCCACUAGGAAGCAGAUGAUCUUAGAAAGUAAACCCUAGUAGCUAGACCAUGGGUUGGUAUGGGCCGGCCAACGAAUCGAAUACUAUGUUAAUCAAAGGGCCUCCGCGAGGAGGGCAAGUAAAUCUAUAGCUGUAUUAAGUAUAAUUAAUUAAUAGUAAUGGUGAUAACUCACUGUUUCCUCGUCA